GAAGGGAGUGUUUUUGAAUAUAUAUAGACAAAAGAUUUCGCCAUCAAAUCUCUCGCUUUUCAGCCCCGAGUGUCUGACAAUUCACGGUUACGGCAACACGCAACCCACGCCUUCCGCCCCUCACUUUUCAUUUUUCUCUACUGAAUCUCCAUUUCCUGUACACAUCAAUGGCGGAUGACGCUCCACCAAUCCGCCUCGAUGCCUACAAGCAAUCUCUUCUCAACCGCCACACCGAGAAACACUUCACCGCCGGCGAGAUCGUUCGCGAUGUCAUAAUCGGCGUCUCCGAUGGCCUCACCGUCCCUUUCGCCCUAGCCGCUGGACUGUCCGGCGCUAACGUGUCUUCCUCCAUCGUCGUCACCGCCGGAAUCGCUGAAGUCGCUGCUGGCGCUAUCUCCAUGGGACUCGGCGGAUAUCUUGCGGCGAAGAGUGAAGCGGAUCAUUAUAUGAGAGAACUCCGGAGAGAGCAAGAAGAAAUCGUCGCAGUUCCCGAUACUGAAGCGGCAGAAGUAGCAGAGAUAUUGGCACAGUAUGGGAUCGAACCUCAUGAGUAUGGUCCAGUUGUGAAUGCUCUCAGGAAGAGGCCUCAAGCUUGGUUAGAUUUCAUGAUGAAGUUUGAAUUAGGAUUGGAGAAGCCAGAUCCUAGAAGAGCUCUACAAAGUGCUUUCACAAUUGCUUUGGCUUACAUAUUAGGGGGACUAGUCCCCCUUCUUCCUUACAUGUUUAUUUCAAAUGUGAUGAGAGCCGUGACAGCAUCGGUUGCAUUGACACUAUUAGCGUUGCUCGUGUUCGGAUAUGCAAAGGGUUACUUCACAGGUAAUAAGCCCUUUAAAAGCGCCCUCCAAACCACCCUCAUCGGAGCUAUUGCAUCUGCAGCUGCUUUUGGCAUGGCUAAGGCUAUACAACAAUGAACUAAACAACUCCCCAUGUCAAUCUCUAUUCAGAGAAUGCCCCCUAAGGCCACAUGUUCAGUCUAAUCUCAUGAGAUUAUUCUAUAACUUUCAUUAGUUUUCUCAGUUUAGGUCCAUAAAUGAACAUUUGAUGUGGUUUCUAAAGCAUUGUCAUAUGCAGAAUUCAAUUUUCUAUGAGCAACAAAUAUGGUUGAAAAAUCAUUUCCAAUCCUUGAAUUUUUUGGCUUGGUGUAUAAGAACAUACAUUGAUACAUGAAUCGAUAAUCGAUAUUCGAUAA
This is a messenger RNA of Benincasa hispida (wax gourd), 1189 nucleotides long. RefSeq names its product vacuolar iron transporter 1-like. Gene Ontology annotation, molecular function: manganese ion transmembrane transporter activity. Gene Ontology annotation, biological process: intracellular manganese ion homeostasis. The record is from RefSeq and is a predicted model, not a curated record. NCBI's taxonomy places the organism in Eukaryota, Viridiplantae, Streptophyta, Magnoliopsida, Cucurbitales, Cucurbitaceae.